Messenger RNA from Solanum stenotomum, 2182 nucleotides. RefSeq names its product mechanosensitive ion channel protein 1, mitochondrial-like. Gene Ontology annotation, biological process: transmembrane transport. The record is from RefSeq and is a predicted model, not a curated record. Gene Ontology annotation, cellular component: membrane. The coding region runs from base 363 to 1925 and encodes 520 amino acids. Lineage: Eukaryota; Viridiplantae; Streptophyta; Magnoliopsida; Solanales; Solanaceae. The transcript is spliced from 8 exons.
GCCUGAACAAACCCAAAUCUUGCCGAGCAAGUCACACUGUAUUUUUCUUUUACUAUGCUUUGCCCCUUUAAUGGUGAAUUGUUAAAUUGAGCCUUCCCCUUUAUCCUUUACACAUUUUUUCUCCAGACGCUACUGUUGACUUUACGCUCUAUAAACGAACCAAAUUGCUUACUCUCUGUCACACUUCUCUGCUUCUACUGUUUCUUUCCUGCAGUUCGCUUGUUCUGAUUCUGCUUUAAUUUGCCUGCUUCACAAUUGCUGCUUGCAUUGAUUGCUCUUUCUGAUUGAAGAUGAGCAUUGUAGCUUGAAGUUAACAGAAUUUGAUUUGAGAUAUACAUUUCUUGGUCAAACUCUACACAUUGAUGGCUGCUAUUAGGCUUUCAACUUUGAAGAGAACCCUUAAUUUCUCUUAUAAAUUAGCAAAUCAGAUUGAUGUCAGACCUUCAUAUGCUUGCAUAAAUGGUAAUCUCCAUUCUAGAGAACCCACCUAUUCAAAAAAUUAUGCUGACCCAAAAUGUUUUAAUAUAAGGGGUAUACGCUCUGCUAGUGGGACCAGUCAUGUUACCUCAUAUCUCAGUGGGAGAGCUGAUAAUAAAAGUUUGUGGGGAAGUAAAUCAAUUGUUGUAACUAGCCCCAUUUGGAAUAAUCGAUGGUAUUCAUCGUCUUUUAGUAGUAAAGGAGAUGGUCCUAAAGGUUCAGAAGUUUCAACUGGUGCAAGUGGGUCUGAUAUGGAUACAGGUGGUGUAAGUGGAAGUGAAUGGGUUGGAAAUAUUAAGGAAGCUUGGCAAACUGCCACAGAUGCUGUGACUUCUACUGGGGAAAAAGUGAAAGAGGCAUCUUCGGAAAUGACUCCUUAUGUUGAACAAGUGCUUGAUGCACACCCUUAUCUGAGAGAUGUAAUUGUUCCUGUUGGUGGCACUUUAACUGGUACCUUAAUGGCUUGGGUGGUGCUUUCAAGACUUUUGAGGAGAUUUCACAAGUAUUCUAUGCAAGGACCAGCUGCUUUGUUGCCUGGAAGCUCGAUAUGGGGGCAGGUUUCGUAUGAGAAAAGUAUUUGGGGUGCUAUGGAGGAUCCAGUUCGAUAUUUAAUCACUUUCAUGGCAUUUUCACAGAUUGCUGUGAUGGUGGCACCAAGCACUAUUGCAUCACAAUAUCUUCUCCAGACUUGGAGAGGUGCUGCUAUUCUUUCAUUUGUCUGGUUUCUACAACGAUGGAAAACAAAUGUGAUCAGCAGAGCUUUGGCUGUAAAGAGUCUUGAAGUAGGUGACCGUGAUCGGUUGUUGACUUUGGACAGAAUCUCUUCCGUUGGCCUCUUCAUCCUUGGGCUAAUGACUUUAGCUGAAGUUUGUGGAGUAGCUGUACAAUCUAUUUUGACCGUUGGUGGUAUUGGAGGAGUGGCUACUGCUUUUGCUGCUAGAGACAUCCUUGGCAAUGUUCUUAGUGGGCUCUCCGUACAGCUUUCACGACCUUUUUCAGUUGGUGACACGAUAAAAGCUGGAUCAGUGGAAGGUCAAGUGGUUGAAAUGGGGCUAACUACUACAUCAUUGUUGACUGCAGAAAAAUUCCCUGUUAUUGUCCCAAAUUCACUAUUUUCCAGUCAGGUGAUUGUGAAUAAAUCACGUGCUCAAUGGCGUGCCAUGGUCACUACAGUUCCUUUCCAAAUUGAAGACUUUGAUAUGAUUGUCCAGAUAUCAGAUGAUGUAAAGAGCAUGCUCAAAUCUAAUCCAAAUGUUUUCUUGGAAAAGGAGGCACCAUACUGCUACUUGUCUAAAAUUGAAAAAACAUUUGCAGAGUUAACUCUCGGGUGCAACUUAAGAUAUGCGAGCAAGGACAAACUAUUUUCAGCACAACAGGAUAUUCUUCUGCAAGCAGUUCGAAUAGUCAAGCAGCAUGGGGGCACACUGGCUGAUCCUUGGAGUCAGUGAAUUGGAACGAAGAUGUCUUAGUCUUGAGGGUCAUGGAGGUGGAGUUUGAGGAUUUUGUGCUGGUUCCAUUGGAAAUUUCGCUAGAAGUUCAUAACUUUGUCAUAAGAUUCUACUAUUGAGCUAUGUAGUACUUGUAUUUGCGAAUUUUUCUUGGAUCUUUUACGCUCUAUAGCGGCCCAACCUUAUAACCAAAAUGUGUCCAUUUUUUCAAUCUUAUCCGAAAUAGUCCAUUUUGUAUGUAUUUUGCAAAAAAGAAA